GCUUGGAUGUCUAAUAUAAAUUCAGAUGAAUCAGCAAUAAAGACUGUUGUGUCGAGUGAUGAUGAUUUGAUCCUUGCUCUAAAGGAAUUGGUUUCUUUGGAUAAUAAGAGUGAAUCAAAAAGAGCAUCGUAUAGUCUCUUCACGUCAUAUGAUUCACUCAAAGAGCAGAUUCGGCGAAUCGAACAACGUAAACAAUCCGCUGUAUUACACUUGGAAGAAGAAUUAAAAGCUCAGCAAGAAUUUGUUGAUAACUGCGCGCAGAUCGGACAAAAUAUGACUGCGAUACUGUACAGUAAUUCGCCGACAUCUGAAUUAAUAUUGGCUCCGAUACCCUUGUCAGAUUUACAAAUUUCGUUACGUCGAAAAACUAAUCGAAUUAAGCCAAAGUUGGGUCAAAUUGCCAAAGAAAUAAUAAAUGAUGAACAGACAAAAAAACACAAGGAAAUGUUUAAAUUAUUCCAUACUGAUCCUGCCAGAUUUAGGCAAAAAUAUAUAGCAGGAAGUAUCGGAUAA
Messenger RNA from Ambispora leptoticha, 513 nucleotides. The record is from the annotation of a GenBank genome assembly. Lineage: Eukaryota; Fungi; Glomeromycota; Glomeromycetes; Archaeosporales; Ambisporaceae.